AAUUAUGGACCACUUUCGCUAAACAUGAUCUUCCCACAUGCGAAUCAGGGGAAAUUGGCACGUGUAAAGCUACUUUUAUAUUUGGGGGUGCUCUGUCCGUUUAUCAUCUUUUAUCAUCGGCUUUGAACUCUGUUUUUCAAAUUUCAAUUUCAUGGCGUCUUCAGCUGGCAACCAACAAGAAUACCCAUCAAACAUGUACGCCGCCACCGCAGCGCCGCCACCAACACCCUCUACGCAACCAAACCAUCACCUUGCUUCUUCCGCCGCCACGGCAGAUGCUCUCUCUCGACUCCUCCUCCGCCUCCCUCCUGCUCUGUCUCUCCCCACUAAUCGCUCUCCGUCCACCCGAUCUCCUCCUGUGAUCUCUCUCUCGGACCCGAAGCUUAAUGAUCUUAUCCUUCCCUCUGCUUCACAGCUCGGGUUCUUCCAGCUCAUCAACCAUGACAUACCGUCGCAACUGGCUGGCUCAGCAGAGUCCGAGUCACUCUCUCUCUUUGACCUCACCCUAGACCAAAAAGAAUCAAACUUUCCCAAAAACUGGCCUCUGGGUUUUGAUGCGGAUGAUGAAUUAGACGCCGGAAAUGGAACCGGCGGUCAGUCCUUUUGCUUGGACAUCUCGUGUCUAACUGAGUCGAAGGAGUUGGCACUGAGUUCUCUGCUCGAGUUCACUCGCGCUUUAGAGAAACUGGGUUUAAGAAUCAUUGAUACGUUGGCAAGUGCGGUCGGGUUCGAGAAUCCGGUAGGGGAGGAUCCGACCGGAGUAUGUUCCUUGAUGUGGAUAUCGGAAGGUCAGGAUAAUAACGACGAACCGGUUAUGAUGGGUGGGUUUUACCCGUACGUAGUUGGGUUGCAAUUCCAAAUCCGGUGCCAGAAGUACACAUUGCUGACGGACUCGGGUUGGGUUUCGGCCUCACCACAAGUGGACUCUAUCAUGGUUACCCUCGGUGACAUUGCUCAAGUAAGUACCUAAAAAGCCUGAAUCGAUGGACUUUUUUUUCUUAAACUCGUGGGUUUUUAAUUUAAUACAAUUUAAAUUAUAAA
Molecule: messenger RNA, 1041 nt
Organism: Rubroshorea leprosula
Lineage: Eukaryota; Viridiplantae; Streptophyta; Magnoliopsida; Malvales; Dipterocarpaceae
Source: the annotation of a GenBank genome assembly